Molecule: messenger RNA, 4259 nt
Organism: Physcomitrium patens
Lineage: Eukaryota; Viridiplantae; Streptophyta; Bryopsida; Funariales; Funariaceae
Source: RefSeq, a predicted model, not a curated record
AGGUUUUUUUCUGCUUCCCCAUCCGAUUUUUCUCCGGACCGUUUCCCGUUGACGACAUUCUCUGUGCAUUCGUCGCUGUCGUAGCUGCCGAUCGAGCUCUCGAACGGCCUCCGUCGAGUUUAAUUUGCCAAUCUGAGGGUUCUUGAUGGUUUGGUUGACGUUGUCUGCGAGGUGGGCUGUGCGGAGCGUUGGUUUUAUUAUUUCUAUUCUCGAGCACUGAUUCUCGUGUGAUUUGCAAUGCAAUGACUGCCGAGGCGACGUUCGAGCGGAGUCUGCGGUAAUAUGAUAAUUGAAGGUUUUGAGAAAUUCGAGUGAGAAGUUGCUGAGGCAUUCAUUUCCAUCACCAUGUACAUCAAGCAGGUAAUUAUUGAGGGCUUCAAGAGCUACAAGGAGCAAGUCGCAACCGAACCAUUUAGCCCCAAGCAUAACUGUGUCGUUGGUGCAAAUGGCUCGGGCAAAACCAACUUCUUUCAUGCCAUCAGGUUUGUUCUCAGCGACUUAUUUCACCAUCUCCGGGCUGAGGAUAGGCAGGCUCUUCUUCAUGAAGGCGCAGGACAUCAAGUUUUGUCGGCGUUUGUUGAGAUAGUGUUUGACAACAGCGACAAUCGCAUCCCUGUUGACCGAGAGGAAGUGCGAUUGCGACGGACAAUUGGUGUAAAGAAGGACGAGUACUUCCUCGACAAGAAGCACAUCACGAAAACUGAAGUUAUGAAUCUACUUGAGAGUGCUGGAUUUUCUCGGUCAAACCCCUACUAUGUUGUGCAACAAGGAAAGAUUGCUUCUUUAACAUUGAUGAAGGACCAUGAGCGUCUUGAUCUGCUGAAGGAGAUCGGGGGCACUCGUGUGUAUGAAGAACGCAGAAAAGAGAGCUUGAAGAUUAUGGUGGAUACAGAGAACAGAAGAAAGCAAAUCAUACAGGUGGUACAGUACAUUGAGGAGAGACUGAAAGAACUUGAUGAAGAGAAAGAAGAGCUUAAAAAGUAUCAGCAGCUGGACAAGCAACGAAGAUCCUUACAAUACACGAUUUUUGAGAAGGAGCUUCUUGAUGCAAGGCAAAAGCUUGAGGAGAUUGAAGAAGCUCGAGCAAGAGUUUCUGAAAAGUCAAGCGAAAUGCACAACACUGUUGUUGAUGCUCAUGAAAAGUCCAAGAACUUGGAGAAGGAGCUGAAAACUUUGAACAAAGAGUUGCAGUCUUUAUUGAAAGAGAAAGAAACUGCAGAGCGACAGAAAACAGAGGUUUUGAAGCUGUAUGCGAAGAAGGAAUUAGAUGUGAAGGAUGUUGAAGAGCGAAUGAGAGCAGAAGCACGAACUAAGGUGGAAGUCCAAAGAGAACUCAGAGCGAUAGAAAAGGAGGUUGAACGAUCCCAGAAAGACCUUGAGGAUGUUAGUCCUGUCUUUGAUCAACUCAUGGCUCAAGAAGAGGCCAUAUUGAAAGGGAUCGCAGAUCGUGAAAGACAACUCAGUAUUCUCUAUCAAAAGCAAGGGAGGACGACCCAGUUUCGGAGCAAAGAAGAUAGAGAUAGUUGGCUUCAGAAAGAGAUUGAUGACAUUGAGCGGGUCAUGGCAGAUGUUCAAGAGCAGAUUACCAAAUUAGAACUAGAAGCGAAUAAUCUGAACGAGGACUAUGCCCAGCAGAAGAGAAACAUUGAAGCUCGUGAAGCUGAGAUGAAUGAACAAGAGGCGAUAGCUGAUAAAUGCCGCCAGGAUUUCUCAGCCAUAAAAAUUGAAAGGGAUGAACUUCAGGAGAACCGGAAGGUGCUUUGGAAGAAAGAGAAUGAACUUAACCGUGAGGUUGAGAAAUUGAAAGCGGACAUUGUCAAAUCGGAGAAGAGUAUGGAUCUGGCUGCUCCAGGAGACAUCCGUCGGGGCCUCCAGUCAGUUCGCAGAAUCAUAAAAGACCAUAAUAUUACAGGAGUGCAUGGUCCCCUUGCUGAGCUCUUGGAAUGUGAGGAGAAAUUUUUCACUGCUCUUGAAGUUACAGCAGGCAACAGUUUGUUCCAUGUAGUGGUUGACAACGACGAAAUCUCAACAAGAAUUAUUCGGUACUUGACUUCUGAGAAGGGCGGAAGGGUCACUUUCAUGCCUUUAAAUCAAAUCAGAUAUUCUCGAGUGAGCUAUCCCACAGGUCCCGAUGUUGUCCCUUUGUUAAAGAAGAUCAAGUAUGACCUCCGAUUUGGCCCUGCUUUUGCCCAGGUUUUUGGAGGGACUGUAAUAUGUAGAGAUCUUGAGGUUGCAACAACUGUUUCACGAACUGCUGAAGUUGACUGCAUAACAUUGGAUGGUGAUCAAGUAAGCAAAAAAGGAGGUAUGACUGGCGGUUUCUACGACUACAGAAGAUCAAAACUGAAGUUACUUAGUGUGAUUCGUGAAAAUAAUAAGCUUGUUAAUGUGAAGCAACAGGAGCUGACUAAAGUGAGAGCUGAAUUGCAAAAUAUAGACUCGAAGUGUAAUGCCAUUGUAAGUGAACAAGAGAAAAUGAAUGCCACUUUGAGCUAUCACAAGUCACAGGCAGAUCAAUUGAGGGCUGAUAUAGCUGCUCUCAAGAAGCAAGAGAGCUCCACACGGCAAGCUUUGGAGGCAAAGAAACGGCUGCUUGCCACAGCUCACAAUCAGAUUGAUUCUCAUAAAGCCGGCAUAGCUUCCAGACGAGCAGAGAUGGAGACUCAAUUGGUUGAUUCCUUGACGCCUGAACAAAGGAGUUUAUUAUCUUCCUUGAAUCCAGAGAUCACUCAGUUGAAGGAACAGCUCAUUGAGUGCAAAGCCCGUCGGAUGGAUGCUGAGACCAGGAAAAGCGAACUGGAGACGCUACUAGCGACAAAUCUGGUGAAGAGGCAACAGGAACUGCAAGCUCAGUUAGCUGCAUCUGACUCACAAACGAUUGUCCAAGAUGUGGAACUCAGAAAACAAGAGCUGAAGGAUGCCAAGAGUACUGUAGAUGAGGCUGUACGACAGCUGAAAUCGGUGACCGAUCAGAUCGAUAAGCAUUCCAAGGGGAUACGCGACUUGAAAAAUGCACUGGAUGAACUCAAGGGUUUGGAGGACAAAUAUGAGCUGACUCUGCAAGAUGAAUCCAAAGAUCUGGAACAAUUAUUGAAUACGCGUAAUCUUCUCCAUGCUAAACGAGAGGACUUGAUGAAGAAGAUUCGUGACCUGGGAUCCUUGCCAUCCGAUGCAUUUGAAAAGUAUCAGAAAAAGACUUUGAAGGAGUUGCACAAGAUGUUACACAAGUGCAAUGAGCAGCUUAAGAAUUACAGUCACGUGAACAAGAAGGCUUUGGAUCAGUAUGUCAAUUUUACAGAGCAACGAGAAGAACUGCAUAAACGCCAGGCUGAACUUGAUAGUGGUGACGAGAAAAUUAGAGAACUUAUUUCCGUUUUGGAUCAACGGAAAGAUGAGUCCAUUGAGCGGACUUUCAAAGGAGUAGCAAAAUUCUUCAAAGAAGCGUUUAGUGAACUAGUGCCUGGUGGCCUUGGCAGCUUGGUGAUGAUGACAAAACGCAAGGCAGCCGAAGCAGGUGAUGAUGACCCUGAUGAGGAAGGAGCUCCUAAUGAUGAAGAAGCAAGACGGGAGAAAUACGUUGGCGUAAAGGUCAAGGUGUCCUUCACCGGCCAAGGGGAGACACAGUCUAUGAAGCAGUUGUCAGGUGGCCAGAAGACAGUGGUGGCUCUGACUCUCAUUUUCGCAAUCCAACGAUGUGACCCCGCACCGUUUUACUUGUUCGAUGAGAUUGAUGCUGCACUUGACCCGCAAUAUCGGACAGCAGUUGGCAACAUGAUCAAACGGCAGGCGGAUGCAGGAGCCACUCAAUUCAUUACUACCACUUUUCGGCCGGAGCUGGUGAAGGUGGCAGAUAGAGUUUACGGAGUGACUCAUAAGAACCGCGUGAGCCGCGUCGAUGUCAUCACGAAGGAGGAAGCUCUUCACUUUAUUGAGCAAGAUCAAAGUCAUCAGCACGAAUAAUUCUUUAGUAUUAUCCUGAGCAGUAAGUUGCAGCUUGUGUAAUUGUGGAUACAGCACAUUGGUUUGCCCAGAUGCAUGCACUGGAUCUUGUAUGGCUAGAUUGUAGACUUCAGUAGUGGCUGGUGAAAUGAAAACGUUCAUUCGUAGGACUUCAUCGUUCAGGCAACCUUGUUGAGGACCCCAAACUGCUCAUUCAGUCCGUGAUUGGAUGGUUUUUAAGACAUGUACUAGAUGGAUCUUUUUGCUUGCAUGUCCGUGUCCCGGUGUUGGAUGAUCUAUGAGGAGAUUCUAGCAUUGCA